Messenger RNA from Galeopterus variegatus (Sunda flying lemur), 1916 nucleotides. It is a transcript of the gene ZC3HC1, whose product is annotated as zinc finger, C3HC-type containing 1. Gene Ontology annotation, cellular component: nucleus. Lineage: Eukaryota; Metazoa; Chordata; Mammalia; Dermoptera; Cynocephalidae. The coding region runs from base 1 to 1419 and encodes 472 amino acids. The record is from RefSeq and is a predicted model, not a curated record. The transcript is spliced from 9 exons.
AUGGCGGCGCCCAAUGAGGGGCAGACGUUUGCUACGGGGGUUGAAAAAACUUGGGGUGCAGUCGUUCGCUCCCCAGAAGGAACCCCCCAGAAAAUUCGGCAGCUGAUAGAUGAGGGGAUUGCCCCGGAAGAGGGAGGCGCGAACGCGAAGGACACAUCCGCCACAUUCCAGUCAGCCAAUGGAUCACCCCAGGCCGAACAACCUCCCUUGGAAUCUACAAGCAAAGAAGCCUUCUUUAGCAGAGUGGAAACAUUUUCUAUAUCCUUUUUUAGUUCACAUGAGUUGCACCUUCUACCCACUCCUGGAAUUCGUUUUGUGGGGAGCUUCUUUGAAAGUAUAAAUAUCCCGUGCUUCCUGAAACUUUACGAGAAGUUCUGUUUCUGGCCAGACAGCCCCUCUCCAGAUCGAUUUGGGAUGUUGCCAUUGGAUGAGCCUGCUAUUCUUGUUAGUGAAUUCCUAGAUCGUUUCCAAAGCCUUUGUCACUUGGACCUCCAACUUCCUUCCCUGAGGCCGGAGGACUUGAAAUCUAUGUGCUUGACAGAAGACAAGAUCAGUCUUCUCCUGCACCUGCUCGAAGAUGAACUUGAUCAGCGAACUGAUGAGAGAAAAACUACAAUCAAAUUAGGCUCAGAUAUCCAAGUCCAUGUCACUGCCUGUAUUCUCUCUUUGUGUGGCUGGGCAUGUAGUUCUUCUCUGGAGCCCAUGCAGCUCUCCCUGAUAACAUGUUCCCAGUGUAUGAGGAAGGUGGGACUCUGGGGCUUCCAGCAGAUUGAGACAUCCAUGACUGACCUGGAUGCGUCAUUUGGCCUAACCAGCUCCCCCAUCCUAGGCCCUGAGGGGCGGUCAGAGCGCUUCCCACUGGUGCCUGAAUCCCCUCGGAGGAUGAUGACCCGAAGCCAGGAUGCCACUUUUUCCCCAGGCUCAGAGCAGACUGAGAAGAUUCCAGGUCCUAUUGUCUCCCGAACUCGGAGCUGGGACUCUUCCAGUCCUGUUGACCGUCCUGAGCCAGAGGCUGUUAGCCCCACCACCAGAACCCGCCCAGUGACCCGAAGCAUGGGAACAGGAGACCCCACUGGCCUGGAGGUACCAUCUAGCCCUCUGCGGAGAGCCAAGCGAGCUCGCCUCUGCUCUUCCAGCAGCUCGGACACAUCUUCCCGAAGCUUCUUAGAUCCCACCUCUCAGCAUAGAGACUGGUGCCCCUGGGUGAAUAUCACACUUGGCAAAGAAUCCAGGGAGAACGGUGAAACUGAGCCAGAUGCCAGCACCCCCACACAGCCAGGCUGGAAGGCAGUGCUAACUCUCCUUUUGGCCCACAAACAGUCUAGCCAGCCGGCUGAAACAGACUCCAUGAGUCUCUCUGAGAAAUCAAGGAAGGUAUUCCGAAUAUUCCGGCAGUGGGAAUCCUCAUGUUCAUCCUGAAGAUGUUCCAGCCCCUUCCUGGAGAGAACUGGAAUGAGUGACUUUUUGUUUUUUGGUUUUUUGUUUUUGGCGGCUGGCUGAUAUAUGGAUCCAGACCCUUGACCUUGGUUGUUACAAGGCUUCACUCUAACCGACUGAGCUAACCAGUCUGCCCACGAGUGACUUUUUGGAAAAUAAAGUCUGAAUUCCUUUUGGUCAGCUGAUGUUAAACUUUUCUCCAUUCUGGUUUCACAAAAGGAACCCGAGCCAUUGCAAAGGCAGUGAUUGUCAACCAUCUGCAUCUGACUGAGGGGAGACCCUUUUCCAUGCGGGGAUGUGGACGGGUAAGGCACAGCAAGUCCAGUUCUGUUCAAGGAACACGGAGCUAUGAUACUAGAUGAAGGACCAAGGAUUUGAGCACCCAUCUCAGCAUCUGUAGUGUGGGGCAGUGUUCUGAGGACUCCUCUAUCCCAGGAAUAUGACAGGAUGUGUUAAUAAAAUAUUUACUAAGAUUCUUA